CGGCUCGGCCCGGCCCUGUUGGUGAGUUGUACCGGCCAGACCUCCGCCCUUUCCAGGAGUCAAUCUCGCUCGACGGGGCACCUCGAUUUCCUAAAUCCGGCGCCGCCGAAACUGCCUCUCCGCCCUACCUCACCGCGUCGCCCCCCCAACCUCGCCGGCGUCCACGCCGCCGUCAUCAUGCUCCUCCGCACGCGCCGCUGCCUCCCUGCUGCCCUUUCCCGCGCAGCCGCCCACCCACGCGUCUCCCCUGCCGCGGCCUCCCCCGGACCACCGCCACAACAUGGUCCGGUGGCCGUGGCCGUGGCCGUGGCGAAUCAGGGGAGCGGAAUCGAUCCCCGAUCUGGAACGAUCGACCGGUUUCGGGGCUCCACGAUGGCCCGAGCGAAUCUGGUAACGCUGCGUCCAGCAUCCAUCGGUGGUGGACGUCACAAGGUUGGUAUGCAGGCCCGAUGGUUCUCUUCGACAGGGCUUCCACCACAUAUGGUGAUAGGGAUGCCAGCGCUGUCCCCUACUAUGAAUCAAGGUAACCUCACAAAAUGGAGAAAGCAGGAAGGAGAUAAGAUCGAGGUUGGUGAUGUGAUCUGUGAGAUAGAAACUGAUAAAGCUACACUUGAAUUUGAAAGUCUUGAAGAGGGGUAUCUGGCCAAGAUUUUAGUACCGGAAGGUUCAAAGGAUGUUCAGGUUGGACAACCCAUUUUUGUCACGGUUGAAGACUCUGAGGAUAUUGCAAAGAUACCUGCAGAUACCUCCUUUAGAGGCGAGCAUGACGAGGAUCAGUCAAGUGGAAGUGCAGCACAAAGUGUCAAAGUUGAUGCUGCUGAAGAAAGCCCAGCAUUGAGACAUAUCAGCCCAACAGCUAAGAUGCUCAUCAAAGAACAUGGUCUUAAUAUCUCCUCACUGAAGGCAUCAGGUCCACGUGGGACUCUUCUGAAGGGUGACGUUUUGGCUGCAUUGAAGGCAGGCACUGCUUCAAGUUCAGCCAAAGAAAAGACAGCUCCUGCGACACCUUCACCCGAACCAGCUCGUGAUUCCCAAACUCAAUCUCUACCCACUUCACAAAAGAGCGGUACAUUUGAAGAUAUGACCAAUACUCAGAUACGCAAGGUGAUUGCAAAAAGGUUGCUUGAAUCCAAACAGACUACUCCACAUUUGUACCUAUCCAAAGAUGUCAUACUGGAUCCCCUGCUCGCCUUCAGGAAUGAACUGAAAGAGCAACACGGCGUGAAAGUUUCAGUAAAUGAUAUCGUCAUAAAAGCUGUGGCACUUGCCUUAAGGAAUGUCCCUGAAGCAAAUGCUUACUGGGACAAUGCGAAGGAAGAAGCCCAGAAGUGGGAUUCAGUCGAUAUAUCUAUCGCUGUUGCUACAGAGAAGGGCCUGAUGACUCCUAUAAUAAGAAAUGCGGAUCAAAAGACAAUAUCAGCAAUAUCCUCAGAGGUCAAGCAGCUAGCCGAGAAGGCACGAGCUGGGAAGCUUGCUCCUAAUGAAUUUCAAGGAGGGUCUUUCAGCAUCUCAAAUCUUGGAAUGUAUCCAGUGGACAAUUUCUGUGCAAUCAUUAACCCUCCACAGGCUGGUAUUCUCGCUGUUGGACGUGGUAACAAGGUUGUGGAACCAGUGAUGGACAGUGAUGGAACAGAGAAGGCUGCUGUAGUAACAAAAAUGAGCCUGACGCUGUCUGCUGAUCAUCGUAUAUUUGACGGCCAAGUAGGAGGCAAGUUUUUCACAGAGUUGGCAUUGAACUUCAGUGACAUCAGGAGACUGCUUUUGUAAAUGAAAGAUGCUAUUUUAUGGUGUUCCGAGAAUUCUUUGGAGGUGGCACAAGAAAAGAUACUAGGUGCAAAUUUAGUUUCAGUUGCUUGAUCACCAACCCGUGAAAAGUAACCAAUUUUGUAAAUUUAAUAAGAAAACAUUGGCAACUCCACGGCGUUUCCCCUGAGAAUUUGACAGCCAUUUUCAUGUUUGAUGUGGUUGCCCAACAUUAUUAACUCUUGAGGCUGAGGCUUGCUGCAACUCUGGCCAUGUUUCUAGAGGAUUUCUGGUUGACAUGAACAUGGCAUGGCGGCAGUAUAAUAAGUAACCAUUCUUCUUACAGUAUGGGUACAUUCUUUUCA
Lolium perenne is the source of this 2108-nucleotide messenger RNA. RefSeq names its product dihydrolipoyllysine-residue acetyltransferase component 1 of pyruvate dehydrogenase complex, mitochondrial. The record is from RefSeq and is a predicted model, not a curated record. NCBI's taxonomy places the organism in Eukaryota, Viridiplantae, Streptophyta, Magnoliopsida, Poales, Poaceae. Gene Ontology annotation, biological process: pyruvate decarboxylation to acetyl-CoA. Gene Ontology annotation, molecular function: dihydrolipoyllysine-residue acetyltransferase activity. Gene Ontology annotation, cellular component: mitochondrion; pyruvate dehydrogenase complex.